AUGUCCAGAAAAAAGCAAGACUUGCAAGCUUCAGAUCGCUUUCCUGCUGCAAACUUUUCAUAUUCUAGCCGAUCUAGAAAAUCUCUUUCCUUUGUAGAUUAUGGUGAAAGUCCUGCAUAUUUAUUUAAGCUCAGCAGUUGCAAUGACGAUAGAACAACUUUUGGACGUGAAGCUAUUAUACGCAAGCAUCACGGAAAUGAUUCUAAGCUAAGCCUUAUUGCAUCACAGCCGACACUACCUUUGACGAUGCCGAAUGCAAGAAUUCACGAAAACUUCGGUCCAAUUAGUGCUAUCACUACUAAUGUGCAAAACCAGACAAAUCAUGGACACACUCUAUCUUUGAGUGAAGCUAUAGUUGAUCUACCCUUAGAUUUACUCGAAGAGUACCUUGGUGAAAGUUUAGAAAUAGAAAGAAAAAAAUCGACGGAAAAUUGCUUCCACGGUAAUUGUAUUUCGUAUCACCCUUUUGAUAACAGUGCCAAUAAAGCUAACGUAAAAGCUAAUGGAAUCCUGAUAUAUCCUAGUGGCAAAUCUCAUAGCAUUUUAAAUGCGGCAAUGAUUAAGAGCGAAUUAAAAGAUUAUCACUUUGCGAAUAAACUCCCAUUUUGCAGCCUAAAACUGAGCAAAAAGCAAAGUUUUGCAAUAAAUGGACAAAUCCAUGAAAUAACACCAGUUAUUGGCAAUCUUGUAGGCGUGAGGGCUGACUAUAAUUGUGCCUUAUUAAAGGUGAAGUGCCAUGAUAUCGGAAAUUUUCUCAAUAACGAUGAUGUAAAGCCUUUAAAGCGACGAAGCUUGUUUGCAAUUCCCACAUCACAUUUACUAAUAAAUGAGAAGUUCGUCGCAAUACAACGCCAUUCUCGCCCAUUUUACCAUCUUCUUGGUACACAACAGUCUUUACUGUUACUGGAUGAACGUUUUCCAUCUCAUCCGGUGUUGAAAUGGCGACAUCAUUUACGUUCUAAUCCCUUUUGCAUAUCAACUGUCCAAGACAUUUUUUCUAACCAACCUGAUGCUGCUACAGCUUCUACUGCUCCGAUCGUGCCAUUAUUAGAUCGAGAAGACUCUUGUGUUGGGCCACCGCGGUCGACAGAAUUACACUGGCAGAUAUCGAAUUACAGUGAAUGGCCGGCUCUCAUUAAUAAGGGAAAGCUUGGACUAUGGUUAGCUUCUGAUAAGAGACUCGAUGCACCACUAAUUGGAAUGACAACAGUAUCUCACGAUGCAAGUGAAGGUGGUGGUCUACAUGUGAUUCAGGCAAGCAUUUAUUCACUGUCAGCUUGUGGCGAUAUAUUCUACCAAACAUAUGCCACCGUUGAGAGAAACAGAAUGUUACUAGGCUUGGAAGAUUACGAUAAAACUUGCAGCCUUCACUUUUGCCAGUCUGUGCCGGAAACUCCAGAUUUUAUUAAGCAGUUGUGCUUAGAUUGGAGUUAUCAAGCAGAACAAAUUCACAAAGACUUAGAACACAAGCAAGGAGGGACUGUUUCGUAUGAUUACAACUUGUUAUCCGCAUCAGAUCUUCGCCAAUGUCUUAUAGAUACUACAGCUACGCAAGAUUACCUCUGUCCUUGUUGUCAGAGAUAUCCCGAAAAUAUACAGUCGAUUAAUUCUUCACAUAAUUUCAAUUUAAAUUCUCAACAAUGCAGCUGCGGUCUGACAACAGAUAAAUCAACUGUACUUUUUAAUGCUUACAAGGAAGGCGCCAUUUUAAAAAGUAAUGGUGAUACACGUAAUGAGGCCAGCGAUUUAAUACUUGUUCAAAAUCCAAAGAGUUUUUCUGAUCAAUUUAGUAAAAACAUAUGGUCUAUUUGGGAUAUUAAUGAAAAUAUUGGUAGGCCUAGUUCCGGAAGACAAAACUUACAAUCAUCAGAUAUGGUACAAAGUUUUCAACAAAGAGAAAUAUUAUCAGGAUCCCAAACUGAAACUUUACUCAAUGAUCCAGUAAUAAAUCCCAGUAGAACAUCUCAGCUACCACAAUCUUCGACUUUAAAUGUUAGUAAGACUCAUUUCUUGCUGUUCUUAUUAUAG
This is a messenger RNA of Trichoplax adhaerens, 2028 nucleotides long. RefSeq lists its product as uncharacterized. The transcript is spliced from 15 exons. Gene Ontology annotation, molecular function: RNA polymerase I core promoter sequence-specific DNA binding. Gene Ontology annotation, biological process: transcription by RNA polymerase I. Lineage: Eukaryota; Metazoa; Placozoa; Uniplacotomia; Trichoplacea; Trichoplacidae. Gene Ontology annotation, cellular component: fibrillar center. The coding region runs from base 1 to 2028 and encodes 675 amino acids. The record is from RefSeq and is a predicted model, not a curated record.